AUGCAGAAAGAAGCUACGCUUGCUCUCUGCAUUGCGAUUCUGCUUUCGCAGUACCCAGACCAGGUUGUCAAACUUCCAAAAUACUCAUUGCCGACCUCCCAGUCAGCCAUCAGACUCACUCCGAACAAGUCUCUUGACUCUUUGGUGGACAAAUGUAUUACUUUGAGCUGUGCCGAAGACGGCAUAGAAUCGAUAUUGGGCGGCUCACUUCUUGAUCCGGGCGUGCCUUGCAAUUUGAUUGGAGCCUGGUUCCUUGGAAUUCGUCAAGCACUGUCAGACUGCGGAAGCCUCCAGAUCUUGGAAAAGCUCAUGGCGAAGAACGGAUCGACUAUAGCACCGCUGUGGAUGGCGGCGAUUUGGUGCGAGAAGACCGAGCAUAUCCUUGACCAUGUGGUUCUUGGAUAUUCACCGGUCAGCCUCCCGGUAUCCACUUGGAUCGGGAUCCCACAGUCUUUUAUUCAAUACGACUAUGUUUCCAGCGGACCGGAAGAGACGAUACCACGGGCCAACGAAUACCGUAUGACAUAUCUAGUGAACCCAUCGGCAUUACCGCCGAUGACACCAUAUCCCCCGUUGGGAUACACCCACAAGAAAUAUCUCAGCCUAGAAGUGCGCAGCCAUUUGAGCCAUGAUCACUAUUUGCAGAAUUACAGGAUGUUCUGGGCUGUACAGGACAAGGAAGAUAUUCUGGCGCAGUCGUUUGAACUUCCGCGCCGGACUUGCACUUUGGACCUUGUCGGAGAAUUGCCUCAAGUGAAGCCCGUCUUCCGCGCAGCGUAG
Exophiala bonariae is the source of this 780-nucleotide messenger RNA. RefSeq lists its product as uncharacterized. The transcript has a single exon. The record is from RefSeq and is a predicted model, not a curated record. Bases 1 to 780 code for a protein of 259 amino acids. Lineage: Eukaryota; Fungi; Ascomycota; Eurotiomycetes; Chaetothyriales; Herpotrichiellaceae.